AUGCAACUUUUGGCGCUCUGGUGCUUCCUAGCGUGUAUAUCGAAGUCUCUUGCUGAUGCUGAUAUCGGAACAAAGACCAUAACAAUGACCAACGUUGCUGGUGUUGUGAUCACGCAGCUUUCAACAUACAUUAUCACGUCGGGUACCAAUACUGGUACAGGGACCACGACAACAGGCCCCACAACUACUGGCCUCACAACAACUGGUCUCACAACUACGACAACACCAGUCGCUGGAGCAGCUACGACUACUUCCUCUACAAGCUCCACGGGUACAACGACCUCAACCCCAACAACAACAGCUAUUGCUGCUGCUGCCACUACCAGUUCUUCUUCGUUAUCUUCGUCGUCAACUACUACAACAGGACUGAUCACGACUUCCACACCAACCACUGCUCUCACGACUGGGACUAGCUCUUCUGGCUCUUCUACUGGCUCCUUGGAUUCUUCUUCUUCGAGCGAAAAAUCUGCAACUUCCUCAAAUACCGCAACUGAUGAGAGCAGCAAGCCCACGAGACCUGAUCCCUCUACCGCUGCCACGCCAUUAGCAACUACCCCGGUGACCACACUCUCAGUUCAAUCGUACGUUACGAUUACGGAAUCCAAGACAACAUACACAACCACCAAUGGUCCAACCAUUAUUUGGGUGACCGUUUACACGAAUGGAUAUACCCUCACUCCUUCUACGACUUUUGCUCAGCAGUUCAGCUCUCAAUACACUGCCAUUGCUUCGCCAUCGUCAGGUGCUAUCGGUUUGGGAACUUUGAGUGGUGAGGUAGGGAAAGUUAAAUCCACCGAAUACCUGACAAUUAGCAAUAAUGGGGCCGCGCAAGGGCACGUUAUGACAAGUGGAUUGUUGGCGUUAUUCUUAUGGUUUAUAUAA
This is a messenger RNA of Lachancea fermentati, 882 nucleotides long. The record is from the annotation of a GenBank genome assembly. Lineage: Eukaryota; Fungi; Ascomycota; Saccharomycetes; Saccharomycetales; Saccharomycetaceae.